Chenopodium quinoa (quinoa) is the source of this 1162-nucleotide messenger RNA. Its product is annotated as succinate dehydrogenase subunit 5, mitochondrial-like. The record is from RefSeq and is a predicted model, not a curated record. The transcript is spliced from 4 exons. Lineage: Eukaryota; Viridiplantae; Streptophyta; Magnoliopsida; Caryophyllales; Amaranthaceae. Gene Ontology annotation, biological process: tricarboxylic acid cycle. Bases 159 to 863 code for a protein of 234 amino acids. Gene Ontology annotation, cellular component: respiratory chain complex II (succinate dehydrogenase).
UCCUAAUUCCCAAACUUUGGCAAGUUUAGUGUUGCAUUUUUACUUUACAAAUCUCCCAUUUCUCAUUUUCUCUCCUCCUUGGUACGCACCUCUCCGUCCACCACCCAACCCUUCAAUUUCUCUCACCGUCAAAGGCGGAAAUCCAAAUAAUCUCGAAGAUGUUGAGGGUGGCAGCAAGGCGCCUCUCUUCUCUCUCCUCUUCUUCAUGGCGUUCCGUACUUUCCCACCGUCAUCAAUCUUCUCGUUCCUUCUUCAAUCUCUCACCCCGCUCUUCGUCAACUCCGUUCAAUCAUAUUUCUUCAUCAGAUUGCAGGUCCCCCUUUGGGUUGGCAUUUGGAAGCAUCCGUUCUUUCAGUAAAGAUGUGGCUCCCUUGCCUGACAUAAAAGAUUCAGAAAUAAAAGCUGUGUUCAAGGACUUCAUGGCUGCAGACUGGGGGGAACUCCCACCUUCUCUCAUCAAGGAUGCAUUAAAAGUCUUAUCAGAAGGUUCUGAUGACAAAGUUGGCAAGGAGGCCUUGAAAAGCAUAUUCCGUGCAGCUGAGGCAUCUGAAGAGUUCAUCGGCAGUCUUGAGACCUUCAAAAUGGCAAUUGAUGACCUUGUUGGAAUGAGUGGCGAGAAUGUGAAGCCUCUUCCAGAACACUAUGCUCAGGCUUUGAAGUCAGCUUAUGAUCGCUAUAGUAAGUAUCUGGAUUCAUUUGGACCUGAUGAAGUCUAUCUGAAGAAGAAAGUAGAGUCAGAGUUGGGAAGGAGGAUGAUUCAUUUAAAGAUGAGGUGCGGUGGUCUUGAUUCUCAAUGGGGAAAGGUCACAGUCCUUGGCACUUCUGGAAUAUCCGGUUCAUAUGUUGAGCAAAGAGCACCAUGAUAACAAAAUUUAUGUUGAGGAAUGGAUUGUAUUCAUCCUAGAUAGAAAAUCUCUGUUGGAGCUGCAUAGCAUUUUGAAUAAAGAGCUGAAAGAUUGUCUAGAUGAAAAACUAAGCAUCUUAAACUUGAAGUUUCUUGUCUCAUGUUGCGAUAGAAAUGUUAUUGCGAAUGAAUUUGUAGAAAUUUACCGAUGUAAUUUACAAAGAUCGGUCAUUUCCUUUCUUUUUGAUUUAACAAAAGAGGGUGCAACACUUUCGCGAUUUUCCUUUGAUAUGGAUCAUUUUAUUUUGGUUGUGUGCA